Molecule: messenger RNA, 2544 nt
Organism: Opisthocomus hoazin
Lineage: Eukaryota; Metazoa; Chordata; Aves; Opisthocomiformes; Opisthocomidae
Source: RefSeq, a predicted model, not a curated record
AUGCCAACCUUACCUGAAAACAAGGGACAAUCAAGAGAGGCACAACACAACAGUUCUCCUCCAGCCAAAGACACUACUGUGGAAGGGACAACAUGCAGUACACCUUCUAUUGUUCUUCCAGAGAAUGCUGUUACUCCAGAUGUAGAAAUUGAUAAAAAUCUGGUUAACAGGCCUCGUAGUCCUCAUAGGAGACAUUCUAAUCGUGCCACUAGGAAUCCAACAAGUUCAUUGACUUCUGUUGACAACAGCGGCCAUGUGAUUGAUCUGGUAAAUGAUCAGCUGCCAGAUGUCAAAAUAUCAGAUGAAGACAAAAAGAAGAACCUUGAAUUACUAGAAGAAGCAAAGAAAGUGAGCGAGAGGUUUCUAAUGCGGAGAGGCAGAAAGUCCAGAAGCAGCCUUCCGGAGUCACCCACAGCAGUUUCCCCUACACUUAGUCCUAAAGUUUCACCAGUAGCAUCUUGGAGCAACUCUCUCACUCUUCCAGUUCCAUCAGGGUCUGAUGCAUGCACAGCCACUGGUGUCGAGUCAGUAUCUCCAGGGCAGAAUAACAGAACUGUGAAAGAGGAUGACAGGCAAACUGCAGAGAAUACUGCAAAAGGAUUAAUUGAUCGAAGGCAGAAUGAUCAGAGAAAGAUUUCUCAGGGAAGGCUGGUUCCUCGUUCUGCUGGUUUUGAAAACUCCAAAGAGAAGCUCUCAGAACAAAAAGAAAACUUUGAUCCAUGUAAACAUACGGAUACUUUACCUAAAUGCUCCCCUUCAGGUGGCGAUGGUGGCAGAAUGUCUCUUAACACUUGCAUGAAUGCUUGUGAAAUUGAACUUGGAAAAUUAUUCCUCAAGAAAGCAAAAGAAAGUGAUGUUCGUUUAAGAAGCCAUCUACCAGGACCAGGAAUAGGAAAUAUAGACUCAAAGCUAAAAAAUCCUGUUCCAGAAAUGAAGGACCAUAAAGUUUCAUGUAAACCAGAAUUUAAAUUGUGUGGACUGCGUCCUCCUCUACUACGGGCUGUAUCAUGGGAUAGCUUGGAGCCUGGACAGAAAGAUAAAACACCUUUAAAAUUAGCAUCUGAGGAAGAUGAAAGCUUUGUUGGUGGUAAUAAAUCCAGCAAUAAAUUAAAAGCAUUCAAAGACCUUCAAAUCCAAGUUCAACCAGUUCGAAUGCAGAAAUUGACAAAGCUCAGAGAGGAGCAUAUUUUGAUGAGAAAUCAAAACUUAGUCGGACUUAAACUUCCUGAACUUAGUGAAGCAGCUGAACAGGAAAAAGGCCCUUCACCUCUCCCCUCCCCCACUGAAGAGAAAGAGACAAAGAAUAGCUCUGAUGUCAUGCCCAGCAUUCCUGAUGUAUUGCUGCGAAAACUACGAGUGCACAAAUCGCUUCCAGGAAGCUCCCCUCCACUCACUGAGAAAGAAGUUGAGAAUGUAUUUGUACAACUUUCCUUGGCCUUUAGAAAUGAUAGUUAUACCUUGGAAUCUAGAAUUAACCAAGCAGAGAGAGAGAGAAAUCUUACUGAAGAGAACGCUGAGAAGGAACUGGAAAACUUUAAAGCAGCCAUUACGUCUUCAGCUCACUUAUGGCAUCACUAUGAACACAGAGAAGCUUACCAGAAGCUGUUGGAGGAUAUUGCUGUUCUGCGGCGUUUAGCUGCUAGACUAUCUAGUCGUGCUGAGAUGGUUGGAGCUGUUCGGCAGGAGAAGCGUAUGUCAAAGGCAACAGAAGUAAUGAUGCAGUAUGUGGAAAAUCUGAAAAGAACGUAUGAAAAGGAUCAUGCUGAACUAAUGGAGUUCAAGAAACUUGCCAGUCAGAAUUCUAGCAGAAGCUAUGGUGCAUCUGAAGAUGGAGUACCUCGUUCAUCUAGAUCCAUGUCUCUUACUGUUGGAAAGAAUAUGCCUCGGAGGAGAGUCAGUGUUGCUGUUGUUCCUAAAUUUAACUCCUUAAACAUUCCUGGUCAGUCACCAACAGCUUCACCUAUACCUUCAAUGCCAUCCCUGUCUGAAUCACCUAGUAAUGGAAGGAGCAAUCUAACAUCUACUCCUGUUCUACCAGCACUUCUAGAAAAUGGUAAGACUAAUGGAGAGCCUGACUGUGAAACCCCUACUUCCGUGCUGACACAAAGUGGGCUGGAAGAAAUCAAUCCUGAAACUAAAGCCAAGAUAGAGGAGGAAGCAUAUAACAAAGGCUAUCAGGAAGGCUUGAAGAAAACCAAAGAACUUCAGGAACUGAAGGAAGAAGAUGAAGAGACACCAAAAGAAAGUCAUGAUGAACAUGAAGAAAGUGAAAAUGAAGAUGAGGUAAAAAACCUGAAAAGCAGCAGACUUGAAGUCAUCAUUAAUUAUUUACAUAUACUGUACCCCAAACUGUGUAAACACUGGAAUGUGGUAUGGCUUGUAGUGGCUGCGAUAAUAAUUUUUGCUGUGAUGUUGGGAAUUUACCAUUCAUACAACUCCUGUGAUGAAAAAUCAGAGGGACCUGAAGGGAAGCCCAGCCGUUCUGCUGCCCAUCAAUAUUCCUGGUGGAACUCAGGAUUUCAACAUGAGCAACGCACUGAAUAA